This is a messenger RNA of Talaromyces amestolkiae, 1116 nucleotides long. RefSeq lists its product as uncharacterized. Lineage: Eukaryota; Fungi; Ascomycota; Eurotiomycetes; Eurotiales; Trichocomaceae. Gene Ontology annotation, molecular function: dioxygenase activity. The record is from RefSeq and is a predicted model, not a curated record. Bases 1 to 1116 code for a protein of 371 amino acids. The transcript has 2 exons.
AUGUCUCCAUCCGCAUCGUUUCCUCCUGAAUCCACCGUGGAACAGACUUCAACUCUCUCAGAAGUCCGAAUCCCCCCUGAGAAAAAAGCACAUCUUCGCACCAUAUCUUUAUACGAACUCCAGGUUGGCUCUGCCUCAGAACAGAAGCUUCUACUCCAAACCUGUAUUCAAGAUGGGUUCUUCUAUCUAGAUCUCACACAUCCAAACACCUCCUCACUUCUAUCUUAUGUUGAUGCUACCUUCAAACUCUCGAAAGAAUUGUUCAAUUACUCCCCUGAAAUAAAGUCAUUGUUCGACGUGGAUAAAAUCUCUGGUCUAAAACUCAACGGCUAUAAACCCAAAGGUAGAAACGUUGUCGGCAAUGGCAAGGAUGGUAAGAAUGAUGGAUUCGAAAGCUGGGUGAUUCCUCGUAACGGAGUCCUCCAUCUGUCAAACGAGGCAUUUCCUCAUCCUCCAUUGGUUGCGGAUCAUCUCUCAACCCUUUAUGGCCUGUUUGAUGGCCUUGGUUCUGCAUCUCAUACUAUACUUAGCUCUCUCUCUGACUCGCUUCUGAUGCCUGCUGGUCAACGCUUUGAGGACUUUCAAGGGUUAAAUCGCCCAUCACCCGACAUUCUGCGCCUAUUGAAAUACCACCCCAACUCGAACACCGAUGUGAUCCCUCAGACACCUCACACCGACCUCGGCAGCCUGACUUUCGUGUUUUCAACGACCCCUGGUCUUCAGGUUCUCCCACCUGGUGUGAUGCAGAAGCCAGGUGCAUAUAGCGAGUCUGACUGGCUCUAUGUUGAGCCGAAACCUGGCCAUGCCAUUGUAAAUAUUGGUGACUGCAUCACUAUGAUGACCAAUGGUUUACUAAGAAGUGCUCUUCAUCGGGUCGGUCCUGUUACUGGUUGCGCAAUGCCUGAACGCUACAGUAUGGCAUACCUCAUGCGGCCUGAGGAUCAAACACUGCUGCGACCUCUAGAUAGCCCCCUCAUUCCCCGAUCUGCGUCAACUGAAGAAACUGCUGUUACUAGCGGGGCAUGGAUAAGCAAGAAAUUCAAGGCCCUUCGUGGUACAAAAGAUGCGGGUAAUUUUGAUCAGAUUCUUACUGGCGGGCGAGGUAUUUUGGUUUAG